GCACAUUUGCUCAUCAUAUUGUGUCACUUUAGUACAUCUAAAAUUCCUGGAUCAAGCCAUGUUCGAUACAACCAAAUACUUUCCGCGUUCGGUUGACUCGGAGCAUCCAUCCCAAUCGGAAUCCACCGAGCUUGCGCCCUUGGAUAAUCCGGUUAAGUAUGAUAUGGUUCAUAAUCUAGAGGGAAAUUCUGUGUAUUCCAGUAAAGAGGAUACCGAAGGCAUCCAAGCUGCAGCAGAAGCUCCCAGCUCAACACCCCAGUUGAUGAUUAUUUUCGAGGAUGGGGACAUCAAUAGUGCCCUUCACUUUCUAAUUGAAUCGGUUCAUAAUCCCUUUGCCCCCAAUGCGGUGGCGAUGGUUCUGGUUGAGGAGAGAAUGCGCGAAGAUAUUAUUAAUAGAAUCCUACCCAGACUGCAUCCGCUUUCUGAAUUCGUGGCAGAACAUCCCAAUUAUCUGGCGUCUCUGGAGAAAUGCGAGUCCUACAACCACACUGAGGUAGCCCCUCCUCUGGCCUCCCCGAUUUUUGUGUGCGAAUGCAACCAUGAUGUUCUGGGAAACUACCCCACUGGGGUCAUAACAUUCUACACAUUCCGGAACAAUCGGGAGGCCAUUGACAUAUGCCAGCGGGAAACCCUGAACUUCGCAUCCGUCUCCAUUUGGAACGAAACUCUUGAGGGAUCUUAUGAUCUCGUGGUGGCCCUCAAUUCAUCCAAUUUCUUUUUGAACUGCUCGAAUGUUAAUUUGUCACCGAUCUCCAAGCAUUUCGAAGCCGAGCGAAAUCAUGUGGUUAUUGAAAAUGCCUUCCACUACGAAACAAUUUGCAUCUACGAAAAGUUUAAAAUCAUCGUAUUUCCCAUUGGCGAGUUGAUUCUGGCAGGUACCGAAGAUUCCAAGGAGGAGCAAUCACCCAUCUCCUUUUUGGAGUCUUGAGAUUAAAAUAUCUUGUUGGUUUCCUCGUCAAAAAUCGUGUAAUUCAUAACCAAAUCUGGCUGACCAAAAUGUUUGCCAAAUACAAAUUGUAAGUUA
Drosophila biarmipes is the source of this 1024-nucleotide messenger RNA. RefSeq lists its product as uncharacterized. NCBI's taxonomy places the organism in Eukaryota, Metazoa, Arthropoda, Insecta, Diptera, Drosophilidae. The transcript has a single exon. Bases 59 to 928 code for a protein of 289 amino acids. Gene Ontology annotation, molecular function: oxidoreductase activity. The record is from RefSeq and is a predicted model, not a curated record.